UUCAGUUUCGUCUCUUGUUGCUGCUUUCAGUGAUGGCGUCUGAUGAUCUAAGAGACGAGCUGGUCUGCUGUAUCUGUACGAACAUUUAUACAGAUCCUGUAACCCUGACAUGUGGACAUAGCUACUGCUGGGUCUGUAUCAAAAGAACAUGGGACAACCAGGAGGAGAGGGAAUAUUCCUGUCCUGAAUGCAGACACAGGUUUAGGGUAAUACCGAAGCUUAAAAGAAACCUGAGAAUGUGUAACAUAGUGGAGAGUUUUCUAUCUACUCACCCAGAGCAGGAGGAGGUUGGGAUCUCCUGUACUUAUUGUGUUCACUCUCCUGUACCUGCUGUUAAAACAUGUCUUCUGUGUGAAGCUUCUCUGUGUGAAGUCCACCUGAGGGUCCACAGCCAGUCAGCAGAACAUGUCCUAACUGAGCCCACCACUUCACUGGGGAACAGGAAAUGCUCAGUCCACAAGGAAAUCCUGAAAUAUUACUGCUCUGAGGAUGCUGCCUGUAUCUGUGUGUCCUGCAGGCUGGACGGAGAGCACAGGGGACACGCGGUGGAGACUCUGAAUGUGGCCUCUGAGAAGAAGAAGGAGAAACUGAGAAAUAUUCUACAGAAACUGACCUCAAGGAGAGAGGAGGCUGAGAAAAGAGUCCAGAGCCUGCAGGAGCUCAGGAGAGAAGUGUCAGAUAAACCAGCUGGGUUAACAGAGGAAGUCACUGCCCUGAUUGGGGGCAUCAAGGAACAGCUGGAAGCUCUAGAGAAGCGAGUCCUGAGUGAGAUCUCCAGGCAGGAAGAGCAGGUCUCACUCCGAGUCUCAGAUCUAAUCCGGCAGAUGGAAAUAAAGAAGGAGGAUUUGUCCAGGAAGAUGGGUCACAUUGAGGAGCUGUGUAACAUGACGGAUCCUGUAACUGUCUUACAAGUACGGGAAUCAGACAGCGCUGACUAUUGUGAUACUGAGGAGGGAGAUAAUGAGGACAGAGAGAGAGAUGAUAACAAGGUCCGUGCUGCAGGGGAUCUGGAUGUGGGUCUGAUCUCAGCGACCUUACACUCAGGAUUAGCUGGGAUUGUGACCGGAAUAAAGAGACAGCUCCAUGUACCGGCUAAUAUGGCUUCAGACAUGUUACUGGAUGUAAACACGGCUGCUAAUACUGCAACUGUAUCGGGUGAUAUGAAAACUGUAUCCUGGCAUAGAUAUAUGAAGCAGAGAAGACCAAAAACACCAGAGAGAUUUGAGCAUUAUCAGGUUCUAAGCUCCACGAGUUUCUCCUCUGGGCGACAUUACUGGGAAGUGGAGCGCAGUGAAUCAGGGGGAUGGAGGGUAGGGAUGGCCUAUCCCAGUAUAGCCAGGGAAGGACUUCAGGAAGUGAUUGGAUGGAAUAACAAGUCCUGGGGUUUGGAGGGGUAUUAUAAUCAGUAUAUUGUAAUACAUGACAGUAAGAAAACCUUGUUACCUCACCCCGUUUCCAGCCGGAGAUUGCGGAUAGUCCUGGACUACGAGGCCGGGCGGAUGUCCUUUUAUGAGCUGUGUGACCCCAUCAGACACUUACACACCUUCACUGCCACCUUCACUGAGCCGCUUCAUGCUAUAUUCGGGGUAUGUGGGGGCAAUGCCUGGCUGAGAAUUUAUUGAAUGAUUUAUUAAUCUAAUUAAAGUGAUUUAACUGGAAAUCCCGGAGUGGGAAUCACGAGACGGUAAUACUGAUCUGGGUGUGGGCGGAGCAUCACAACAGGGUUAGCCCCACCCACUUAAACUGGGUAUAGGCGGAGCCUGUUACUAAGCAACA
Pelobates fuscus (common spadefoot toad) is the source of this 1776-nucleotide messenger RNA. Its product is annotated as E3 ubiquitin-protein ligase TRIM39-like. The record is from RefSeq and is a predicted model, not a curated record. Lineage: Eukaryota; Metazoa; Chordata; Amphibia; Anura; Pelobatidae. The transcript is spliced from 2 exons. Gene Ontology annotation, molecular function: zinc ion binding; protein binding. The coding region runs from base 33 to 1622 and encodes 529 amino acids.